Messenger RNA from Ictalurus furcatus (blue catfish), 1513 nucleotides. Its product is annotated as C-type mannose receptor 2-like. The coding region runs from base 21 to 1046 and encodes 341 amino acids. The transcript has 6 exons. The record is from RefSeq and is a predicted model, not a curated record. NCBI's taxonomy places the organism in Eukaryota, Metazoa, Chordata, Actinopteri, Siluriformes, Ictaluridae.
AUUUUCGUUUUUGGAACUUUAUGGAAAGCAGCACAGAAAAAAAGUGGGAUGAGAAGAACAAAAAAAUAUUUGUAAAAGUGAAGCUCAUUCUGAGGUACAGAGAAGGCGGAACACAGCAGACGCCAGACAGAGACACACUGCAGACGCCAGUCAGAGACACACUGCAGACGCCAGACAGAGACACACUGCAGACGCCAGACAGAGACACACAGACCACAGCACCUUCACACCAGUCACUAACAGUUAUGGGUUCAGCGGUGAACUUCAUUCCGCUUUUCUCGGCAGGACUGUGGGCUCUCGCUUUGUGUGCAUCUCGUCAGUUUUAUGUGGUGAACACACCAAUGACGUGGACCGAUGCUCAGAAAUACUGCAGAGCAAAAUACACUGACCUGGCCACCAUUGCGAAUGAUGAAGAAAUGAAUGCUGUGAAGGAAGCUCUUAACGGGAGCACAGAACAUUUCUGGAUAGGACUGAGGCAGACUGAUAGCAAUUCCUCGAUUGUUUUUAACAGUAGGUCCUGGGUCUGGUCAGAUAAUUCUCAAGUCUCAUACUGGUACUGGAAUAAUAACGAGCCAAACAACGACGGGAUUGAUAACUGUGUGGAAAUUUGGGAAGCAAGUGCAAAUAAUAAAUGGAAUGAUGCAGGUUGCAAUAACACUGUCCAUUUUGUCUGCUAUAAAAAACGAACUCCUCUCACCGUGAUCACUGAGAAGAAGACCUGGCGAGAAGCCCUGAGGUACUGCAGACAGCAUCAUGUGGACCUGGUUUCUGUUGACUCGCAGGAAAUGCAGGACUGGGUGGGAAAUGUCACUAAAAAUCUCUCCAGUGAUAUGUGGAUUGGCCUGCGUCACACCUGCGCUCUGGGCUUCUGGUACUGGGUGAAGGGAGAGAUGAUCUGCUACCAAAACUGGGCUCCAGGUAACGGAACCGGAGUGGAAGAUUGUGGUGAUGUCGAGAGAACCGGAGCGGUUCUGUCCGAGAGUAAGAAGUGGGUCAGCCUGCCACAGACUCACGAACUCUACUUCAUCUGUGUCACCUUCCAGUGAAGGCUACUAGAAGUGGACGCAUGAACUUCAGCUGGAUCCUCGAAGUUCAGGACCAGACAUUUCUUUCUCAGCAUCAUUUCACUUAAUUUUUUGGACAUGCAAGUACAACGAUUUAUUUAGGAAUUUCACAAUAAUGUUGAGUUUCUUUAUGGUGUUGGUCAAACUUUUACUUUCAAAAUAGCUCUUAGUAGCUUUACUGUUAGCUUCUGUUUAAAAACUAGAAUAUGUGAGACUUUCCUUUUGUUCACAUGGGAUGUGUUUUAUUAUCAGUAAUACAUUGUUUAGCGGUCUUAUGUAUCAUUAUUAGUUUAUCAAAACAUUAGUUUGCCUGUGGCUUAUUUACAGACAAUAAGCCAGAAGUAUAUUGUAAUGUUUCAGUUGCAAAGUAGUUUCCCCAACACUACUGGUUUGUAAACUGAUGUUCUUUGCUAAGUCUUUUAAAAUAAAUAUAUUUCCUGGAUACUGUG